GGAUGAGACCCUGACAGGAAUGGCGGGAUUUUCUGAGACGACUACAAAUUGUUACACAUUUACAAAAACAAGAAAUCAAGAUGACUAAAGUCAUUAAGUGCUUACGUACAGUGGACUUUCCAAUCUCCAGAACAAUCACACACUUCAGUGAGUAAGAACGUAGUAAAGUCAUUGAAUCUGCUUCAUUCAGUAACAGAUCCAUUUGAUGAAGAUGUCUUUGUCCAUAAAUGCUGUUGAUCUGCCAGCAGGGACAAAACACCCAAGAGAACCAGACACGCUCAUAUAAACCUGACUUCAAUGUUAAGAAUUCCCUCUGUGAUGUUUUUCUACACGUCCAUCUGCUGACUGAGAAGAUCCGCUUCCACCUGAGCCGAGCAUCUGCUUCACACUGAUCCUGAUCCUCUCGCAGUUUACAGGAUGAGAAAAACAUUCAGGGUCUCUGGACAUUUAUACAUCUGGAUUUCAAUGUUGCAAUCUGAGUUAUGAGCAAGAAUCCACAAACUGUUGCAUCAUCAUCAUCGUCAUCAUUGUCAGCAAUCACACAAGGACUUUCAUAGACCCCUGUAAGAUUCUUUGGAGGUCCAUAUAAACCCCACGUCCAACUCGGCCUGCAGUCCACAAGCAGGAGAGGUUUUCAGGUUACAGUAGCGCGAACAUGAGAGGAUCAUCGUAUUCCCAGAAGACCCUGACCGUCAGCGGAGCCAGCAGGAUGAGGGUCCAGAGCCCGUCACCCUCCCGAUGCCGCGGAUCUUCGUACAGCCGCGGUCGGGCCGGGUUCCAGGGUCAGGCGGUGGAAGUCGGUACAGAGAUCCAUCAGCACCAUGCCAAUGAGAAAGAGGAGAUGCAGGAGCUGAACGUGCGCUUCGCCGGCUACAUCGAGAAGGUCCAGGCGCUCGAACAGAGAAACGCCGCCCUGAAAGCCGAGCUGGAAAGCCUGCAGGGUCGCUUUAAGGGAGGUCCCGCCGGACUCGGGGAGGAAUACGAACUGAAGUUUAAAGAGAUGAGAGACCUCAUCGAAGCUCUAACUGCAGAAAAAGGUGCGGCCGAUAUCGAGAGAGGUUACAUCGAGGAGGAGGUGGAGGUCUGGAGACUGAAGCUGGAGGAAGAGUUGGCCCUAAAAGAGGAGGCUGAAAUCAUCCUGCGAGAGUUCCGUCAGGACGUCGACAACGCCACGCUACAGAAGGCCGACCUGGAGAAACGCAUCGAGCAGCUCGUGGCAGAGAUCGAGUUCCUGAAAAAGCUCCACGACGAGGAGGUCGCCGAUCUCCUCAAGCAGAUCGAGGAGUCCAAGGUAACGGUGGAGCUGGACUCGGACAGACCCGACCUGGCGGCGUACCUGCGCAACGUGCGCGCCGAGAUCGAGGCCGUGGCCGCCCGCAACGUCCAAGAAGCCGAGAAGUGGUACAAGAGCAAGUUCGACACCCUGAAGGAGCAAGCCAGCAAACACGAGGGCCACAUGAAGACCAUGAAGGAGGAGAUCACCACCUUCCACAAUCAGGUGUCAGACCUGCAGAACCAGAUAGACGGUCUGAGAGCGAGGAACGGCGCUCUGGAGCAGCAGCUGGAGGACAUGGAGGAGGCGCACCUGGAAAAGGUGUCGGGUCUGGAGGGAAUCAUCGCCCAGCUGGAGAGCCAACUGUGCGAGACCAGGGUGGAAAUGGGAAAAUACACAGCCGACUAUCAGGAGCUACUUCAUAUCAAGCUGAAGCUGGACGCCGAGAUCGCCACUUACAGAAAACUGCUGGAAGGUGAAGAGCAGCGACUGGGAAUCUCAGCUGAAGAAGUGGGAACCACGUCUGUGUCUCAUACCGUAGAGACCCACAAAGCUCUUCAAAGUUCUGCCUGAGAAUCUGAAGACUCGUCACGCUACGCUACGGUUAACUGGCCAACUGGAAGAAAACUCUCACAAUGUAAUGCAAAGAGAAAUGUUGCCAAGUACUAAAUAAAGCUUGAUAUCAGCCCA
Molecule: messenger RNA, 1963 nt
Organism: Misgurnus anguillicaudatus (oriental weatherfish)
Lineage: Eukaryota; Metazoa; Chordata; Actinopteri; Cypriniformes; Cobitidae
Gene: vimr1
Product: vimentin
Biological process (GO): intermediate filament organization
Cellular component (GO): intermediate filament; cytoplasm
Molecular function (GO): structural constituent of cytoskeleton
Source: RefSeq, a predicted model, not a curated record